CGCAUUUGGCCAGCGUCGCUCCUCCGCUCACAUCCGCUCGCCUCGCUAUUUGUGUUGGAAAAAGGUCUUAGUGAAACGGCAGCGAUGUCAGUCCAGGUUGUGGCAGCGAAAAUGGCAGAGGUCGAACUCAAAGAUGUCCCCACCGUCAAAGACUUGCCAGCCGGUUCUCCGAUGACACCGACCUCGGAGGGCAAGAUCCUCGCCAGAAACGACCCGCACGAGGCCGGUUCCUCUGCCGCUGCUUCCCCUACAGCGGAGCCCUCCGCGAAAGCCGGGGAAGGCAGCCUGGGUUUGCUCACCCCGAACCCCACGAAGAUGCCGCAGGCGUCGGCUAUGAAGCGGUCGGACCCGCAGCAGAACGGCGGAGAGGCUUUUGUCAACCGUGACGGAACCGUUGCCGAAGCGCCGCGGAUGAAAAAGAUCCAGUUUGCAGACCAGAAACAGGAGUUCAACAAGCGUCCCUCCAAGAUCGGCCGGCGCUCUUUGUCCCGCUCCAUCUCCCAGUCCUCCACAGACAGCUACAGCUCAGCGGCGUCAUACACGGACAGCUCUGACGAUGAGACAUCUCCUCGGGACAAACAGCAGAAGAACUCCAAGGGCAAUGGAGACUUCUGCAUCAAAAACAUCAAACAGGCCGACUUUGGACGCAGAGAGAUCGAGAUUGCCGAGCAAGAGAUGCCGGCCCUGAUGGCUCUGAGGAAGCGAGCCCAAGGGGAGAAACCCCUUGCAGGUGCCAAAGUGGUGGGCUGCACCCACAUCACUGCCCAGACUGCUGUGCUGAUGGAGACUCUGUCAGCUUUGGGGGCUCAGUGCAGAUGGGCAGCCUGCAACAUCUACUCCACCCAGAAUGAAGUGGCAGCUGCCCUUGCAGAGGGAGGUUUCAGUGUAUUUGCAUGGAAGGGUGAGUCAGAGGACGACUUCUGGUGGUGCAUCGAUCGCUGUGUCAACGUGGAGGGCUGGCAACCCAACAUGAUCUUGGAUGACGGUGGAGACCUGACUCACUGGAUCUACAAAAAGUACCCCAACAUGUUCAAGAAGAUCAAGGGCAUUGUGGAGGAGAGUGUCACCGGGGUUCACAGGUUGUACCAGCUGUCCAAGGCAGGAAAGCUGUGUGUUCCAGCCAUGAACGUCAACGACUCUGUGACCAAGCAGAAGUUUGACAACCUCUACUGCUGCAGGGAGUCCAUUUUAGAUGGCCUGAAGAGGACCACUGAUGUCAUGUUUGGAGGCAAACAGGUGGUGGUGUGUGGAUACGGAGAGGUGGGAAAAGGCUGCUGUGCUGCCCUCAAAGCAAUGGGCUCCAUCGUCUACGUCACAGAGAUUGACCCAAUCUGUGCCUUGCAGGCGUGCAUGGACGGCUUCAGGCUGGUGAAACUGAACGAAGUCAUCAGACAAGUGGACAUCGUCAUUACCUGCACAGGCAAUAAGAACGUGGUGGUGAGAGAGUACCUUGACCGCAUGAAGAAUGGCUGCAUUGUCUGCAACAUGGGACACUCCAACACUGAGAUCGAUGUGGCAAGCCUGCGGACUCCUGAACUGACCUGGGAGAGAGUGCGCUCUCAGGUGGACCACGUCAUCUGGCCUGAUGGCAAGAGGAUAGUGCUGCUGGCUGAGGGUCGCCUGUUGAACCUAAGCUGUUCCACUGUGCCCACUUUCGUGCUCUCCAUCACCGCCACCACCCAGGCCCUGGCUCUGAUAGAGCUGUACAAUGCCCCAGAGGGACGCUACAAACAGGAUGUUUACCUGCUACCCAAGAAGAUGGAUGAGUAUGUGGCGAGCCUACAUCUCCCAACGUUUGACGCACAUCUUACAGAGCUGACCGAUGAGCAGGCCAAGUAUCUUGGCUUGAACAAGAACGGGCCCUUCAAGCCAAACUACUAUAGGUAUUAAAUAAGUGUUGGAGUUGGACUGAAGAAAUACAAACACUCCAUGAAUCGCACAGACUCAUAGAGGGAGAGGAGGAGGAUGAGGAGGACAGAAGGAAGGACGGACAGAAUAGUCAACACAUCUGCUUUAUAUUUGGGGGGCUCUGACCGAGCCGGGGGGGGGGGGCUUUCCCUACGCUUAUGGCAGUCGUUUUAUUUAUUCACGCUCUACAACAGUAAUAAUAACAUUAACUCUAACUCUGCCAUUAGCUAGCUCCCCGGCGUCUUCUUCCUGGAAGAUGUUUUGCUUCCCUUCCUCUCGUCGUUUCAACACCAUUAACUCUUUAGGCGGUCAUUUGUGUGUCAAGUUGUAGGUACACGCACCAUCCUCCCUUCUCAUUGCCGGAUCUUUUAUUGUUUAACUAUUAAAGAUGAAAUUAUUGAUGCUAAGAAGAUAUAUACUAUAUAAAAAAACAUGAUUAAAAAAAAAUCUGCGUGAAUGAAGAUGACCUUUGAAGAUUUAGUGACAGUUUUUUUUUUUCUGUCGUUUUUUGUUGUAUUUUCUUUUCUACUUUCUUGUGAUCAUGUUUUUGUUUUUCUCUUGUGUAAUAUUGCGAGGGCAGGUUUAGACCUAGUGGGAGGGGGGUUGGGGCGGGAUCUCAGGGUCCAAUCGUAUCAUGUCUUUUAUUUGAUCGUUUCAAUGAGAUUCACCGUUGUCUGUUUUUAAUCUUUUUUUUUUUUUUAUGCAUUCGGUCUCUUUGAAUCAGCUCUGAAUUGUCAUUUUUUUAGUAUGACUGGAUGGUGACCAGUUUUUCCCACCUGUCUCUCAAAGCCACAGUGAAACCAUCUCAUUGGCUGCUUCUUUCUCAGCUUCCAGCUGCUCACAAGACGCCAGUGUUGAAGUAAUGAAAAGUAUUUCAAGCUAGUGAGAGCUAACCUUUUCAUUUUGUCUUUUCCUUUACCAAGAAUGACUAUACUGUAUUAGAAACAUGGCAAGUUGUCCGAACAUUACAAAGGGUAUACUGUAUAUUUAGAUAUUUAUAUUGAAAUUAAGAUUUUUCUAUCUUUGCUUUCCUGUGCGCCCCUGGGGGGGAAAAUCAACAUGUCAAAAAGAUAAGCAAUUAAAUGUUCUGACGAUAGGUGUAAUAAAUGUAUCAUUUUGAAAACUGUGACAGAAAAUAUUUACAGGGAUACCAAAUGUGCAGCAAGUUCCUGCAGGACGGUACUUAAGCAGAUAUGUUGAAACAGGUCCUAGAAAGCGUGGUGCUGUUGAGAUUUACUGUACUGACCAUACACACCACAACUCUUUUGAUACAGUCAAAGGGUUCAUCUCUUAAAAACAUACAAUCUAGAAUCUGAAUUCCACCAUGAUUUAUUUUCUUUUCAUCCAAAAAACACAUUUACCACCUCUGCAAUUUCAUGGAUCCCCCCCCCCCCUUUUUUUUUUAAAACAAACAAAACUAUCUCAAUACUUGGCAUGUUAUCUCCGAUAUAUUUUAGUUUCUUCUUCCCCACCUGAAAAGUGUAGAUUCUACCAGCAUAAUGAGCUGCACAGUUGUCAUCCUUGGCAGCUGGUCCCCAGCAGACCUGACGGUAGAAAUUAGCAAGCCCUAACAGUCAUUUCACCUGGCAAGUGCACCCCUGCCGUUAUAUCGGCUCUGCACCUGAUCCAAUCAGAAACUAACAUGCUGAGUGAGGAUGCCAGCUCUACUCACAGAGAGGGGUGAGGUGCUUAAACACACAAGUACAGUAAGCAGCUCAUUAUCCAGGUGUGAAAAUUACUGAACAUUAUAUGGAAAAUAAACAUUACCAUUUUAUAGCUUUUGAACAGGAAGAAAUAGUACAAUAAGCUUUGUUUACCAGUUGAAUAAAUACAAAUGUGCUUCCACAUUUCAUGCAGUUCUGUUUUUGUGUGACUUUAUGACUGAUCUCACCACUGUACAUGAUAUUUAAUGCCGACCAAAGUCUUUAAAGGAAUAGUUUGACAUUUUGGGAAAUACACUUAUUCGCGUUCUUGCAAGGAGUACCACUCUCGUGUCUACAUGAUAAAUAUGUUAACCGAAGCCAACUGGCUGCUGGUGCCGGCAGCCAGUUGGCUUCGGUUAGUGUAAAGUUUUGCAGCACCAGCACUUUUAAAGCAGUUUUUUGUACAAAUGAAACAUAGACAUAACAUGUUAAUUUGUUGGCUUUAAAGGUACUUGUAGGUGGAUUUUGUUACCUUUGGAGAGGGCUAGGCUUUCUCCCUGGUCCCAGUCAGCUAAGCUAAGCAGUGGCUGGCCCUAGCUACAUAUUUACUGUACAGACAAGGGAGUGGUAUUCGUCUUCUCCAUCUCAACUCGACAAAAAAGCGAAUGUAAGGGUAUUCCCCAAAUUGUCAAGCUAUUCCUGAAAAAUUUGGCAAAAACUAAUUGAAGUCUAAAAAAAUUAAAGGUGUGUAGGAACCUCUCAGAUUAAACAAGUGUACGCCCAUACGCAGCCAUGCAAUAACAAGAUCCUACACUGUCACAGUCCAUGCCAAAUAAAUGUCGACUUGUUCCCUGUGUG
Micropterus salmoides (largemouth bass) is the source of this 4409-nucleotide messenger RNA. RefSeq names its product adenosylhomocysteinase like 2b (gene ahcyl2b). Gene Ontology annotation, biological process: L-methionine cycle. Lineage: Eukaryota; Metazoa; Chordata; Actinopteri; Centrarchiformes; Centrarchidae. The coding region runs from base 85 to 1890 and encodes 601 amino acids. The record is from RefSeq and is a predicted model, not a curated record. The transcript is spliced from 17 exons. Gene Ontology annotation, cellular component: cytosol.